This is a messenger RNA of Colletotrichum gloeosporioides, 402 nucleotides long. RefSeq lists its product as uncharacterized. The annotation marks the transcript as partial. The transcript has a single exon. The record is from RefSeq and is a predicted model, not a curated record. NCBI's taxonomy places the organism in Eukaryota, Fungi, Ascomycota, Sordariomycetes, Glomerellales, Glomerellaceae.
UGUCCCCAUCUGUUGUCAUUGCUGGGGGAAAAACUGACCGAUGUUCCAAGGCACGCGCUUCAGAAUGACCUACGCAUCAAGUUCCAAGCCGUCAGUAAUUUGAUGAGAGACCUAUACCAGCAGGCACCAAACCCGUACGACAUCAAUGAUACCAAGCGCAUGAAAGAGUCAGCCAGGCCAAGAUGGGUCAGGACACGAGUGCAGCUCUAUAACGCCAUCGGCAAACUCAAGGCUGCCGAGGAACCCCUUCUGGACUGCGCAAUGGGGUACCGGGGUCGGAUGACUGAGGAUCAGUGGAUCAAAGUGUUGGAACAAGUAACGGGACAAUUAAAUGCGAUCAAAGCUGCUGGCUGCCACAAGCUGUACGCUGACCUCCUUGGACCGGGACUGGCAAGCCGGUGA